Messenger RNA from Diaporthe amygdali, 948 nucleotides. Its product is annotated as lathosterol oxidase. Gene Ontology annotation, biological process: lipid biosynthetic process. The transcript has 3 exons. Bases 1 to 948 code for a protein of 315 amino acids. The record is from RefSeq and is a predicted model, not a curated record. Gene Ontology annotation, molecular function: oxidoreductase activity; iron ion binding. Lineage: Eukaryota; Fungi; Ascomycota; Sordariomycetes; Diaporthales; Diaporthaceae.
AUGGACGUGGCUCUCGAGUUUCUCGAUCCCCUCGUUCUGGAUAAGGCUUAUGCCUGGGCCUUGCCUCAUCCCGGCGCCAGCCUCACCAACUCGUCACAGGCAUAUUCCAAUCUGUCCGCCGCUGACAAUGUGCCCACGUCCCUGUGGGCGCGCGACAACAUCUACCGCCAGAUCACAUCGCUCCUCAUCAUCACACAAGUCGGAGCGACCUCGCUUUACCUGAUAUUUAGCGCUCUUUCCUACUACUUGAUCUUCGACCGACGGCUUGAAUACCACCCUCGCUUCCUGCAGAACCAGGUCCGCCAAGAGAUCAAGUCGUCGCUGUCCGCCGUUCCCGUCAUCAACAUCCUCACCUUGCCCUGGUUCCUGGCCGAAGUUCGUGGCAAGAGCUUGCUCUAUCAAAACGUGAGCGACUAUGGCUGGUCGUGGCUUUUGAUCUCAUCUGUCCUCUACAUGGCUUUCAACGACAUCGCCAUCUACUGGAUCCACCGCUUGGAACACCACCCCAGUGUGUACAAGUAUAUUCACAAGCCACACCACAAGUGGAUCGUUCCCACCCCAUGGGCUGCUCUGGCGUUCCACCCCCUUGACGGCUACGUGCAGUCCUUGCCAUACCACAUCUUCGUCUUCCUCUGCCCAAUGCAGCGGUAUCUGUACAUGGUUCUGUUCGUCGCAGUCCAGAUCUGGACCAUCCUGAUCCACGACGGCGACAUGAUCACGGGCCACUGGACCGAGAAGUUCCUCAACAGCCCCGCCCACCACACGCUGCACCACAUGUACUUCACCGUCAACUACGGCCAGUACUUCACUUGGGCCGACACCUACUUCGGCUCGCACAGGGCCCCACAGCCGGAGCUCGACCCUCUCCACGACGCGCUCAAGGUCAUGCGCGCCAAGGGGCUCGUGGAUGAGAAGGGCAACCCGAUCACCAAGCCCAAGGGAGAAUAG